AUGCUCUCUUUCUAUACCCUCAUAGUUGCACGCCUCGUAGCCCGCCCUCUGCGGCAGGCCUUUUCCUACGUACACGUGCUUUACGCCCAGCAUCUGGCCUAUCCAUUGCUCGUCCGCCGGCAGCACUGGACGGGCGCCACCCGAUGGGAGGCUCUGGCCGUCCUCUCGUACGCUGGCGUAAACAUCGCCCUUCUGCUGUACCCCUUCAGUGCCCUGCCCACGCUGAGAGAGGUGGAGAGACGAGCGGGCGUGGCUGCAUUUGUUAAUCUGGUCCCCCUCUCCAUCGUCAUUCGAACGAACGUCCUCACCUCCCUGUGCAACGUACCUCUCGGUACCGUCAACCUCGUCCAUCACUGGAUCGGCAGGGUCGCCAUCGCUCAAGCGUUGCUCCACGCUUUCGUGGUCCUCGCUCUGCGGCCGAGGCCUGGUGCCGUUGUCACGUCGGGAUACAUCGGACUCAGCACGCUGAUGCUCAUUCUGCCGUUGUCUGUGAGUGUAACACGUCGGCGUCUUGGCCGCUAUUUCUUCGUCACCCACCUCGUCCUGGCAAUCUCGGCAUUGGCCGGUCUGGUGUGGCAUGCUUAUCUUCUGCCCGCGCUCGCAAGCCGUGCGCUCAUUACGGUGGGAUGUUCUUGCUGGAUUGCUGCGGCUUGCGUUCGCGCCGUCUGGUGGUAUCGACAGGUCACAGUCCGCGUGCUCCGACUGGAACUCGAUGACGACGUCGCCCUCGUGACCGUGCACGCGGACGCGCCCAUCCGGGCCUCGGCUGACGAUCAUUUCAACAUCUACUUUCCGGCCUCUUUCCCCCGCUCGCUCGUGCCGGGCGUCCACGGCCACGCGAUGAAGCCCUUGUGGUUUAAGCCCGGCGAUCUGGCCUCGCCGGAUGGGGUCCGCACCAUCUCGUUCCUCAUGGGGCGCGAUGGCACACUCGCGAGCCAGCUCGAGAGACUGGUGGAAGGCGCUGCGCUGAAGCUGGACGGUCCUUACGGACAGAAGUCGGACUUUCGCCAGUACGAGGACGUCAUGCUGGUGGCUAAAGGCGCGGGCAUUUCCGGAGUGCUGCCUUAUGCGCUGCAGCUCGCUGAGCGACGGAAGAGCGAUAGCGAAGUCAAGAAAGACAUCCAGCGCCUGCAGCAGGAAGAGACCGAGCUCGUGUUGAGCGCGUCGAGCGCGGCGGGGGAGCACCGACAAAGCUUCCAACGUCGACUGGACGCGGUUCGCAAGGAGCGAACAUCUCUGUCGCGUGUGCUCUUCCAAGACAAAACGCAACGAGUCGACCUGUUGUGGAUGCUGGAGAACGAGAAGCAGGAAAGAUGGACAGCCGGCUUCUUUUCUGCAUUGCAGCGUCUAGACCCAAACAACAGAUUACUUGUGGUCUGGUGUCUGUAUCCCGGCCCCCGCACCUCCAGGCCCCGACCGUUCCAGCCUUCUGAUCACUGGAAGUGCACCUCUGCCGCGCCGGGCGGGGCAGACGUCAUGGAGAUGAUGACGAACAGAAUUCGGGAGAAGAGUGCACGGACGCGAGGCGAAAUGAUUGUCAUCAGUUGCGGAGACCCAGAUUUUACCAUGCGCAUGCGUGCUGGUGUAAUUGCGGCCAUGGGCGGCCGCACGUUCAUCGAGUUUGUUGAGUCCGAGUAUCAGCCGAGGUCGCAUCGACCGAUUGAUGCCGUCGUUGCGGGUCAGGCCGGCGGAAGGCGUGCUGGCAAGAGGGUGUGGGCCGGCAAGAGAAACGCGGCGUAG
Messenger RNA from Verticillium dahliae VdLs.17, 1740 nucleotides. RefSeq lists its product as uncharacterized. Gene Ontology annotation, molecular function: ferric-chelate reductase activity. The transcript has 4 exons. Gene Ontology annotation, cellular component: plasma membrane. Gene Ontology annotation, biological process: copper ion import; iron ion transport; intracellular iron ion homeostasis. Bases 1 to 1740 code for a protein of 579 amino acids. The record is from RefSeq and is a predicted model, not a curated record. NCBI's taxonomy places the organism in Eukaryota, Fungi, Ascomycota, Sordariomycetes, Glomerellales, Plectosphaerellaceae.